AUGCUAACUGGCCGAUAUUUCCUCUCAGCCCUUCAUGGUUUGCGAGAUUUAUUCUCCUUUUCUUGGCGAGCAUCCCCAGAUUCCUCCGUGGAGUUUUGCCGUGCGCAGCUGCUGGAGAAUCAUGGCUGCUGCCUGGAUGAGACAUGCGAUCCGUCAGUGGUGCAACAGAGAAUCAGGCGACCUGGAACGUCCUGGCAGUGCAUCGCUGCUGAGGGCUGUGUCUCAGAGCCAGGCGUUCGAGGGGACGAUCUGCUGUCCAUUCCUGCAGGUGCUGCUUGCGAUUGCCGGAUCCUUUUCCUUCAUGGAGGCAGUUGGUAUUUUGGCUCGCCAAACAGCACUGGGUAUCAUGUGUUGGCAUCCAAACUGGCGGCCAGAACGGGCUGUGUCGUAAUGGUGCCAGACUUCGCAUUGUUGCCUGUUGGCAACUUCAACUCCAUGCUCCAGGCUUCUGUGGAGGCUCUUCAGUGGCUUGCCACGCACGUUCUGGAAAAGUGCAAGGCGGAACCUCCCGUGAGGCUGUACGUUGGCGGGGACUCCAGUGGUGCCACCACGGCUCUCAGCCUGGUAUUUCGCUUGGGGCAGCAGCCGGACCUGAUUCCAAAGGGCAGUCAACUUGUCGCAGGCUUCAUGUGGAGUCCGUGGACCAACCUGAUGUGUGAUACACCUGAUUAUGUCACCAAUGCCUACUCCACGAUCUUCAACGCCAACUCAUCAGCUGGCAAGUCGUCAGAUUAUCGGGGAGACAUAUUGUUCAAGAGCCCGCCGGCCAUGAACAUGGCUGAGUUCCGAAAUGUGGCGUUGCAGUACGUGGGCGGGCAGCGGGAUUUGCUGGUGGACCCAGUUGCCUCACCAUUUCACGCGGGUGCCAGCAUCCUAGCGAUGGUACCACCUUUGUACUUCCUUGUAGGCUCGGAAGAGACCCUACUGGGAGACAGUGUCAUCCUGGCCCAGAAAGCUGCAGCAUAUGGUGCGUCCAUUGUUGUUGAUGUCUAUGACAACAUGUGGCAUGAUUUCCCGAUGUACUCUGAAGGCUGCGGUUCCGGCAGCAAGCUUUGGCUUGGAAACAAAGCCUGGGAAAAUACAGCAGAGUUCAUUCAACUUGCGCAGGGAGCACAAGGUUCAAACGGGUGGCCUCUCCUUCGAUACGUUUAUGACGAGUCCCCGAAGGGGAGGGACGCAUGGUUUGCACCACGGCCGCCACUCAGGCUCCCACGCGGUAGUCAGACUCCCGAGCCUGUCUCAGGAACUUCAAGUUCCUUGAGUCUUUCAUCCUUCCUUUGGGGCCUUGGUGCUGGCGCGGCGCUCGCAAGUUGCACUUAUGCUGGUAUGAACUUUGUAAUCAAUAGGCAGCAACAGCUUCAACAAAGCCAGCGGGCCGUGCCACUUAGAGUUGAGAUGACGUUCAGGCACGACUACAACCAGCAGUGA
Molecule: messenger RNA, 1428 nt
Organism: Symbiodinium pilosum
Lineage: Eukaryota; Dinophyceae; Suessiales; Symbiodiniaceae
Source: the annotation of a GenBank genome assembly